Molecule: messenger RNA, 1578 nt
Organism: Ceraceosorus guamensis
Lineage: Eukaryota; Fungi; Basidiomycota; Exobasidiomycetes; Ceraceosorales; Ceraceosoraceae
Exons: 2
Coding region: 319-1176 (285 amino acids)
Source: RefSeq, a predicted model, not a curated record
CACGCUGCUGCUCCUCCUAGUCGUCAUCAAUUUCACAGAUGCUCGCGGCUGCCUCUUUUGCGCACGGCUGGACGCUCAUCCAGCGUUGAUCUUACACGCUCUCAACCCCCUCACUCCUUGUCCAACCCUUUCCUUCGCCGUUGCCGUGAGCCUCACCGUCUCCAUUCCCUUCUACCGGUCCAGUUCGCGCUGCAACUGUUAUUCCCAGCACGUGCGACUGUUUCACCUUGCCAGCUCCCCACUAAGCAAGUGCCCCAACCUGGAACAUAAGAGCGUCGACUUCUACUGCCCCCCUCGCCACCCUUCAUUAUCAUCAAGAUGCAACUGUCUUUCGCUUUGGCCCUUGCAGGCGCUGGUGCGGUCGCGGUCUCCGCGCAGAACUUGACUACCUACUCGAUGCUGGCGCCAGCGACCACACCACGAAUCUUGUCCACCGACACGGCUUUCACGCCACCUGUCACCUCCUCGGCAUCUGGCACCAUCCCCACGCCACAAGCCACGGUCAAGUCGUUUGACUGGAGCUCCGCUGCAUCAGCAGCCGCCACGUCGGCUGCAAACCGAACCGCGUCCUCCAACUUCACCCUGCCAUCUGCUACGGCCACCGCACCUUGGGUGGCCAACCUUGUGGUCCAGCAAUCCAAUCCUUACGUUUUCCAACAGCUCGACACGACUGACCUUCCCACUCUCAACUGGAACCUGGCCAACGAGACGGUGAUCAACCGUGAAGCUAUUUGUGCGCAGCAGACCAAGUUUUGUGCCACCGCUGGAUGCGCAGAGGAAGGUGCGGUGAUCAAGGAGAACUUCUGCGAUGUGCAGAAUCUCGGCACUCGCUGCACUUGCGACAAGGGGGCCACCAACCUGUCUCAGUACAAGUGGCCCGUCCAAUUUGCGGACUGUCUCAACAGAGCGACUGCUUGCGGCGAUGCUUGCGCAUUGCCCGGCGGAACGACGGCGGCGAGGACAGCGUGCAAGAAGGCUUGCCAGAGCAACUUCCGCGAGACUUGCGGUCUGCCCGGACAGUACAGCGCCAACUACGCCGUCAACAAGCAGGGAGACAAGCCCAACCUCAAGAUGAUUCAAGGUGGAUCGGCUGGCGACUCUGCCAAUGCCGUCCGUACCAGCGUCGCCACAUUGUUCGCAGCUGCCGCCGUCGUCGCUGUCGUGCUGGCAGCAUGAAAGGCGCGACCUUCGCCCCGUAGUCAUCUCAUCACUUUCUCGUCACCUCAUCUUUGCACCUGAAUCGUCCUUGGCAAGGCGGUGUCGGGCUCAUCGCAUCUCCAACGCUGUUCACUCGAUAUCACGCUCGCUUGUACCGAGCACCUUCUGUUCGCCUACUCUUGAUACCGCAUCCACUUCUUUUUAGCACGCACUCCCUGCUCACUCUAACCUCUUUGUCGUCCUUUUUAUUGUACCGCCUGCUUCGUCAUAUUUGGACGACACGGACUCAUUCGAUGCGCCUCUCGAUGUGCGCUUGCUGCUCCGUGAAUCUCAUGCACAUUCUGCAUCGACCAGUAAUUGGAUCGAGCUACGCGCUGCGAUGAAUAGAGCUCGUGGGGGCCCGAUGAUCAUAGCCUGUCC